CCACUCCUUAGUCUUAACCCCGGCUGGCUCCCAAGAUGGAGGCGGCGGCGGCGGCGCCAGGGCCAGGGCCAGGGCCAGGGCCAGUGGCGAGGGGGCCUGGCGGGGCCCUGUGGCUGUUGUCGGGGCUCCUUCUCCUGAUGGCCCCCCGCCCUCUGGCCGCCCAGGAGACCCCCACCGACGCCGUCGUCAGCCAGGAAAGCAUCAAAAUUACCGUUAAUAUGCUGGGAGACAAUGGGAAUAUUCAGGAAGAACAGGUUGUCCUUAAUAUCACCUAUGUUAAUGGACAGGUGUAUGUAAAUGAUUUUCCGCUGAGAACAGGAGUUGCACGGAUAAAAUGUCAGACUUUAAUAUUGGUGAAUGGAAACUCAGACGAGCAGCGAUUAGGAACUGUAAGUGUUCGCAUUAUGGUCCAUGCAUGGCCAAUGGCAUCCAGCUCCAACUUGCAGUUGAUUGUUGUUCAGGAGGAAGUGACAGAAAUUGAUGGGAAGCAGGUUCAGCAAGAUGAAGUGACUGAAAUAGACAUAUUGGUAAAAGAUGUACAAGUCCUUAGGCAUACAAAUUACACUGUUCCUCUGAAAGAAAGCAUGCUGUAUUCUAUCCCCAGGGACAAUGAUGUCUUAUUUACACUUCCAAACAUAGCAGGAAAAGCAGAUAUUGAAAGUCCAUUACAAACAACCAGUCACUACCUUCUGAGACAAGUAGAAACUACAAUAGAUGAAGAGACUGUGCACGGCAAAUUGCCAGAGACACCUCUAAGAACAGAUCCUCCAUCAUCCUACAAGGUAAUGUGCCAGUGGGUGGAAGACCUGAGGAAAGAGCUGUGCAAAUUCUGGCUUAAGUCCUUCCCAGUGUUCUUUAACUUUAUGGAAGUCGUUGUGGUGGGAGUUAUAGGAGCAGCUUUAAUCCUAAAAGUCUUAACAUUUUUCUGUCCUGCAUGUGAACCCAGGGGAGUCCUUCAGCUUGAUGUCAACAUCAUACCUGUGGCUGCAAUCAGUUUACUUCCAGAAAUGCCAGAGAAGACAGACAUAGAGGAGAAAUGUAUUUGAAAACACCAUUGUUGCAAUUGACUAAGUUUGUUCACCUAAUAUUUGGCACUUGAUUCUUAAUAUAUUGUGUACCUUUCCCUAUAUUAAGCCUAUGAACUAUCAGUACUUCAGGAUACUUAAGUAUGAGGCCCAAAUUAAAUCAUAUUUCUUUUUAUUGCAAUCAUUCUUGACAAAAGACAGAAAAGGUAACUGUUUCCUUACAAAAGGACUUCAGUAAGCUUUUAACUUCUGUGAAGUAAUUUCUCUAUUCCUAUAUACAGUUAGUCAUCCCAAUUACAGUGGCUGCAUAAACCUGCCAUGCCAAUCCAAAUAACCUCUGCUUUGAAAUAUUCCGAGAGAAAGAUGAUUCCACAUAAAUGUGAUUUAACAUAACAGCCUUAAACUCAACAUAGCAACAGAAAGUAAUUAGGUCCUGUCAACACUGGAUUUUGCAAAAAUGCAAACAGGAUUAUGCACAUUUGUGACAAAAAAGAGAGCUAGUUGAGGCCUGCUGUCCUUAAGUGUGCCUUAUGGGAGAAGUCAACCGAAGAGCUUUCAUUCUGCUCCUUAAAAUAAAUGAAUUAUUAAAUACUUUGCUACUUUUGUUCCAAACAGCUAUCUGACCUUACCAGCACUUUAUUCACACAUCUAAAAUAAGGCCUCUCUGCACUAAAUUGUUGCAAGUGUUUCUAAAACUGUGUUUCUUGAAGUUGCAGUGCAAUAUAAAUGUAUCUCAACCAAGAGCACAAUAAAAAGAUGUUGGUUUACUAGGAAUGGUUUUACAUACAGAUUUGUACAAGCACAACUUUACAAUAAAUCCUUACCUGUUGAAA
Molecule: messenger RNA, 1858 nt
Organism: Sceloporus undulatus (fence lizard)
Lineage: Eukaryota; Metazoa; Chordata; Lepidosauria; Squamata; Phrynosomatidae
Gene: GINM1
Product: glycoprotein integral membrane 1
Exons: 8
Coding region: 36-1046 (336 amino acids)
Source: RefSeq, a predicted model, not a curated record